Podarcis lilfordi (Lilford's wall lizard) is the source of this 29409-nucleotide messenger RNA. Lineage: Eukaryota; Metazoa; Chordata; Lepidosauria; Squamata; Lacertidae. The record is from the annotation of a GenBank genome assembly.
UCCCUCCUUCCGCCUUCCGCGUAGUUACCUCAGGCAGGGAGCCUUCCGCGCCUGCGCGGUGGAGUCUCCGCGUCCCUUUCCCCCCUUGUGUCCUCCAUGGAGCAUCCCGGUGCCGAGAGCCCUGGCGGCGGGAGCAGCAGCGGCGGCGGCAGCACCAGCAGCACCAGCAGCCAGGAAGGCGAGGAGCCCGAGUCUCCCGGAGGCCCCGGGCCUGAGGAGGAGGAAGACGACGAGGCGGCGGCGGCCGCCUCCCCGGCCACUUACGCGGUGAGGGGAGCUGCGCCGCUCCCGGGGACCAGGAGGGCAGUUAGGCCGCGGCCCUCGCCCUAGUCCCGCUUCCCCGGCGGAGAAGGGGAAGGGCGGCAGGGCAAGAGGCGGGCGUGUUGGUGGAGGGCCUGAGAGGGCGGGAAAGGGGGUGGGUGGGGGCAGAGGGAGGCUGGGUUUGAGCUGGGGGGCUGGGGUGGGGACUCGGGAGGGUUAGUUGCAUGAUGUGGGUGGGAGGGGGGGGGGUCCCGCGGGCGUUAACCGUUGAGAAGCAGGGAGGGGGAACCUCUGGGCUCUAAAGAGUUUUUCUCCGCUGGGAGUUCUGGCAGGUGCAGCUGAGCGUGCACAGGUGAGGAAAGCCUCUCCAGCUGAAACCCCUCUCCUCUGUCACGGUUAACGAAAUCAAAUUGCGGGGGCAAUUAGAAUAAGAUCUAUUAUUUGAUUAUUAAUGUAAACCCCCAAAGUUUUUACCUCUUCUCUUCAGUACAUUUUAUUUUAUUGCUAUGGCUAGUGGCUGAUGCAAAUAAAGAUUCUACUGUAUCCGUCAUUGUUGACAAAAUUCCCUCAGCGCCCUCAGAACUGCCGUCCUCCUCUUAACCCUCCUAGGAAUUCAGGGGUUGACAAUAACGAUGGUAAAGACUUGGCAGUACAGUGGUACCUCGGGUUACAUACGCUUCAGGUUACAUAUGCUUCAGGUUACAGACUCUGCUAACCCAGAAAACCUGCUAACCUUGGGUUAAGAACUUUGCUUCAGGAUGAGAACAGAAAUCACGCAGCGGCGGGAGGCCCCAUUAGCUAAAGUGGUCCCUCAGGUUAAGAACAGUUUCAGGUUAAGAACAGACAUCUGGAAAGAAUUAAGUACGUAACCAGAAGCACCACUGUAGUGUGCAGAGCACUUUGCAAGGCACCACCAUCUCCAUGUUCCUGGUUCAUUUCUGCUUUGUUAUGUAUUUUGUGCCUCUUUUCGUGUUUUUGUGUUGUGAUAUUUGGAUGAAGGAUGAUAAUGCGGAUUGAAUAAAUAAUACUAACUGAAGCAGGUGGUCUGCCUAAGGCACACUGUUGCAUUGGUCUUUAGCUGGUGAGCUAGGACCCACUUCAGGGUCACAACAUGUUCUAAGGUGGGUUGCAAGAGCUGCACUACUGCCCUACAAAUACGGUACAUGCUUUAAAAAUGUAAGUGGGUUCCCAGAUUCAUGCCUUGGUUAAAGGUAGACCCUGGAUCAAAAUAGGCUGAAACUUGUUACUCUAGUGUGUGUAUUCAAGCAGAGGUUUAAUUUAAAGCACUACUUGUGGUAAUGUACAGCACCACUUAUGGCAUGUGUACUCUGAAGUAAGUUUCAUUGGUUUCAACCUUCCCAGGUUGACGAGCCCCUUUUGACCCUCACUUCCCUCUACAGUAUGUGCAGAAACCACCUUAUUGACCUUUGGACCCACUGUUUGCCUCAUCCGCUCAAUCUGUCAGACCCUGUCUACACAUGCAAGGAAGUCCCUAACUCACUGAGGGGUUGAGACCCCUCAGCUAUCUUUACCUAUUUUAGCCAGCCACUUGAAGUUGUUCUCUGUGUGUGGUACUUGUCACAUGCUGACACAGAGCCACAGAUGAGAGCUGAGUGCAGGGUGGGGAUUAACUACCCAAGAAGGAGCACAAUGUGUCCCCCUCCGUAGGUACUAUCAUUCUGCUAACACCCCAUAACCCAUUCUCUAAAUGGCCAACUGAAAUAAUAUAAUAAUAGUACCCUGCGCAUCAGUUUUGUUGCUUCCAACAAGUAUAAAAGCAUAACAUCAAACAUUAAAAACUUCCCUAUACAGGGCUGCCCUUCUGUAUUUUUGGCCUAUUAGAUCUAGUUCUCUCUAGUUUAACUUACUUUGCCAUCUGGCUUGGCUAUUUAGUGACAAAAAUUGGGACUGAAAUAUACUAUAGGAAAGAGAGGGACAUCUUAUACCAGCUGGCUUGUGGAUAUGAAAUGGUAGCAACAUUUGAACUAAGUGAUUGUGAACAUGCACAUGAGCACCAGCAUUUGAGGAGGGGAUAAAGAUUGGGAAGCUAACAGACUAAGGUGAAAAAGUAGGAUUAUGGCUACUUCACCUAUCACUGAGCAUACAGUAUGUGUACUUGCUGUCAUAUUUGAAGUACUACAUACAUAUGUAUUACUGCACAUAAAUGGUGCAUAUAUGGCGAGGAGGCAUGGCCAGUCAUGACUCCUCUCCACAUGUACAUGUGGAGCUUUCCUUUUUAAUACUUAAUAGCUGAAGCAGCUCUUCACUGGCAAGAUUGUAUGUAAGAAGUGUAUUAACUUUAUGACGGUCCAAGCAAGCAGAAACACAAAGGGAAUGCUGGAAAGUCCCCCGUUUUUAAUUCUUUAUUUUCUUCCACAUAAGAAUAGCAUGUGGUACAAUAUGAGAAAGCUUCUGCUGUGCCAUAAGCUUCAGUGUACAGUAUGCACCUACCUACCAUUGCUCAUUGUUGGUGUAGUUAAAAGACAAAUAGGGUACUAUGGCAGUUUUUCUGAUAUAGUUAAAGCAGAAGAAUAAGACUAUAAUGUUAGGGUUAGAGUCUAACAAUCUGUUGCACACUACCCCAAUCUCUUGAGUGGUAUGAGAUUCCACAGGUUCUACACACUUACCCAGGGUUCUUGAUUCCUUCAGAAUGAGGUACAGUAGAGACUCUAGUGUCUUUAUGAUAUAUGGUUUAUUUACACAUAUAUGCAACCUGGGCCUACUAUGGAGGGGCUCACAGCAUUAAUACCCCAAGAGGGUCUUGCUUCUCCAAUUACCACAAAGUCACUUCCUUUGUUACCUUAAUGACCUAUACUUACACGGCCAUUCCUUCACCAGGAAGUUAGCCUGGCUAUUCCAGGAAUUGAAUCUGUGCUGGAUCCAGAAAGUAGAAGGCGGCUCCGGCAUACAGCCUACCUCCCCCUUCAUAUUGGCACCAAUGAAGAGUACGAAACUAAAUUGUUCUCUGCCAUUUUGAAGAAUCAGAAUUCAAAAGGAGUUGAUAGUUGUUUUUGUCUUGUGCAAUGCUUACUAAUAUCCUCUCUCUCUCUCUCUCUUCGUAAAAAGAUGAUGGAAGAUUGCUUAUUGAAGAAAAUAGAAAUUAGUGUUGCAGAAGCAGAGAAACGGACUGGACGGAAUGCCAUGAACAUGCAGGAAACUUACACUGCUUACCUCGUGGAAACAAGGUGGGUAAAAGAGCAUUCAACCAAGGUUAGUUAUCUGAUUGGCUCUUCUCCAGUAGUUUAAGGGCCAGUUACAUUGCAGUAUUCUAUGGCUGCUUUUGGAUGACUACGGAAACAUAUACUUGAAGGACAAUUCAUAUUAGCCUACUUGUAGGUGAAUCUAUGAGCCGAGGGUUGUAUGUAUUCCACAGAAUUCUUUAGUACUCUGAAAUAGAUUGUAUAGAUUUAAUCUUUGUGUCUCUUCUUGUUUAGUUACUCUACUGACAAGAAUUCAAAAUGCUAGUAUCAGUAGCCAUAUAUAAGCUCAACAUAGCUAGCUGACCACGCAUUCUGGAAGCAUUUGCAUAUAAAUGUUGGUUGACUGUUGUGGCCCUUUGUACAUUAUUAACCAAGCUGUUCAGGCUUACUGUAGCACCCUCUCUAACACAGCUUUAUUUAUUUUUUUGCAAAUAAUACACAGGUACUAUUUUUCUCUGUUCAAUAAAAUGAGCGUUCUAGACUAUUGUUUUCAAUCCUAAUAGUCCUGUUCAUCUGCUGAAAAAACUGCCUUGCUACCCUGUUGACCUUUUAGCUACACUGUGGCGCAGAUGGUAGGGUUUUCCCCUUUCUACAGCAUCUCAAACAUUAUUUCUUCAUAUCUUAUUAAUUAGCAAUAUUGGUGAAUUGCUUAAGCCCUUAUUAUAAAUGAAUUUUGUAUCAGCUUUGCUUAUCUAAGAUUAUUUUGAACUGGAGAUCGAGAGCAGUGGCUAAUUCUGACUGCUGGAAACAAGAGAGUCCUUUCUUGUUUGUUUGUUUGUUUGUUUCUUGAAGUUCAGUGCUGGAUGAUACUAUAAAAUCAAUAUAUGGUGAUCAGCCCAUUGUAUCUCCAUCACUAAAAAAUAAACCUCCAAAGCUAGGUUAAAUUUACUAAAGUUGAUAUACUCAGAAAAAUGUAGUGUGGAUAAGUUUUGCUUUGAAUGAGAAUGGGUUAAAUCAGUAACUUGUGGAUUUUUCAGUUUUAAAAUAAGAUCCCUUAUUUGUCUAAUACAGGGACAGGCAAUUUUUGACCUUCAGCUUAAUUUCAUGUAUCCCUUGCACUAAUUUCUUAUGUGUGGCAAGGAGGGUGACUGGGGGCAGGCUGGAGGGUAACAGGGGAGAGGGAGGUGGGAAAAGAGGUGGGCACAAAGAGAGAGAAAAGGAACAGUCAUGUCUACUUUUGCUCUAGUACCACUUGUCACUGGCUUCUGUCCUGCCCACUGCUGGGGUAAGAUUCCUGGCACAUAAUCACUGAGGGAAUGUAGCUGCAGCAGGAAAAAGAUUCUCCAGCCUUCCCCUAAUAGUAAAUGUGGUCAUGAUGCUUCCUAUCUGCAGUUGCUGAGUUCCCAGUGUUUCAUGAGUAAUCACUUAGACUUCUAUCCUAAAUCCACUUACCUGGAAGUAGGCUUUAUUGAACUCAGCAGGACUUGCUGCUGAGUAGACAGGAUUGAUCUGUUAAGGUUCCAAGUUAUUUGAAUUUAAACAUAUUAAGAAUUUCUUAAGUAACAUGUGCCCUUUGCUAGCUCUGUGCAGUUAGAGAGGCUAGAUUUGCUGCGAUUUAAAACACCAAAAUAAAAAUUAAAUUAAAAUCAAUUAAAAUAACAAAAUCUAAAUGAGAAUUCAAGUUCUGUGGACUUGUUUUUUAACAAUCCAAAAAAUAUUAACAAGCUGUCUUUAUUACAAGUGAUCUGCACAUUGGGUCAGAACAGGACUAGUUAAAAGGAUCUAUCUGUAUAAGAGAAUUGCUAACUUGAACGCUGACAAUGAUGCAGUUCACACAUAAUGCUAAUCUAAGUCAUUGCUUAGUACAGAUGUGCAGUUCCCAGAGGGACAAUUGUAGCUGUUUCGCUGAUUCCCUGGUCUUGCUGGUAACUUUAUUAAAUCAUCUUCAGAUAAAUCUGUGAAAUAAAAACUAUCCUAGGGGAAGAGGAGGUUUGAAGACUUGCUUAAUAGUAAGUAAUAAGGACUGAAAGAGACAUGGUUGGCAGUAAAAAUUGAGAACUUACAUCCAGUGGUCUCAAAUGGGCUUCCCAGUAGACCCUCCCCAUGCCAAAGGGUUCUAGCAUAGUCUCUUGACUGUUGGAACAUUAAGGAAAUGAAACAAGUUGUAAUUGUUCUACAGGGUAUAAUACACAUCUUGUAUUCCCAUACUGCUGCUGUUCGUUAUUUAUACAUCACUUUUGGUGUGUGCUUGGCUUUGUAUAUAGAGCAAUGGGGCAAGCAUAAACAGUGUGGCAGAAAUGGUUAUAGUGUAUUGAAUUGUUUGUGUGUUAGAAAUGAGGAGUAUUGGGUUUGGCUUUUUUUUUUAAACAAAGUUUACAAAAGCAUGUUGCUUGACACCUCUAGAUUACAGUUGUGUGCAACCUAUUUGUCAAUGUAAAAUUCCUCUUCUUAUGUUAAAGUAUGGAGUUUAUUAUAUUGGACUGCCUUUCAAAUAUCUUACUAAGUACUUAAGUUCUUCCUAAUUCAAGUAGAGAAUUGGACAGCUCUUAUCAUUUCCUUUGAUAUGCCAGCCUUUUCACAACUUCAGUGGAGCAAGGAAGAGAAAAGAGAUUUAUGAGUAGGUAAAAAACACUGAUCCUAAGGUGGGAAGGACCUGCUGCAUUAUCCUUUAUUCAUUGCUUAUCUGUCUGCUUUAGCAGUCAAAUACCCUUUUCUGUAUUUCAUAUUCAAAUAAUUUUGGGCACCUAUAAUAUUUACCAGGACGCUGGUCUAGAAGGAUUUUAAAUAGCUGUUGGACUACUGGAUCCCUUAAAUAUAUUCUUCUUUGGAGAAAGGCACACAAAUACAAUCAUUUGGCUAAGUAUUCGGCAAAACGUAACUUUUAUUCUCAUGGAAUAAUGGUAAUAUGCCUGUGCCCCUUCUAAACAUUGAAUAAUUCAUUUGUAAACUUGUAUUAAAAGUGUGUGAACCAAGCCUAACCAUGUAAGUCAUCCAGUCAAAAGGUGGUUUUUUAAAUUGGGAAAUAAACAAUGUCCUUCUUGUGUUUUACUAAUUUAUAGGUUCUUUCUGUUUAACGGCCCAUUUUCAGAUAGAUACAGUGGUGCCUCGCAAGACGAAAAGAAUCCGUUCUGUGAGUCUCUUCGUCUAGCGGUUUUUUCGUCUUGUGAAGCAAGCCCAUUGACGGAUUAGCGGAUUAGCGCUAUUAGCGGCUUUUAGCGGCUUAUCAGCUUAUCAGAUAAGCAGAUAAGCGGCUUAGCGGCUUAGAAAAAGGGGGGGAAAAGGAAAAAAAACCGCAGGAACUCGCAAGACAUUUUCGUCUUGCGAAGCAAGCCCAUAGCAGAUUCGUUUUGCGAAGCACCUCCAAAACGGAAAACUCUUUCGUCUAGCGAGUUUUCCGUCUUGCGAGGCAUUCGUCUUGCGGGGCACCACUGUAGUUUUAUAUAGCAAUGAGAAUUGAUGGAUCUUCUCCACCCAUUGGUUCAGUUUGGCAUUUCUCACUAAGGUAAAUAAAUGUGGGUUUAGAGUAAUUCAGUAUCUUAAUCACUUACACCAUUAAAUGGUGGAAAUUCAGAGGUAUAACCUUUUCCUUAACUUUUCCCCCAGGCAUUUUGCUUCAGCUCAUGGCAAGGACCAUUGUUACUGCUUUAUUAAGUGGGAAAGCAUAUGGUUUUCUUGUCAGAACACUUGACAAGCAUCGUAAUGUUUCAAAACCAAUAAUAAAUUGAAAAGUUAGACCGAAUGUCAGCAAGUGAUUAUCAUCUUAAUUGAGGCAGGGAUUGCAGAACUUGUGUUUAGAGAUGAAGUUUAUAAUGUGGCUGCAAGAAUCAAAUGAUGAUGAAGGCAUUCAGCAUAAUGAGUACCUUUUGUGGGUUUAACUUCCUUUUGUGGAGUAAACCUCCUGGGGAGAAGUAUUCUCACAUUAGUGAUAUUUUAUGGCCACUUAAUGCAGCCAGAUGGAAAAAUAUUCUUCAAGAAUAAAAAUACCUGCAAUUUUCCCUACCUUGUCUCCAUUGUAGUGCAGAAUCUCAGCCUUCCAUUUUAAUCUCUCUUUCUGAACCUAUGCUUUUGUUAAUAAAUAAAAGUACCAAGCAAGACCACAGAUAUAGGUUCCCACUGUCUCUUCAUUGUAUUUACUGCAAUGACAGGAGAGUCUGUUACAGGACAGCAGUAGGGAGGAAAGUGAGGCAGAAUUCCCAUUGUGUCUGAGCAUACUUUCACUGCAUUGGAUGCCAUCUAUUUUAUAUAUUUAACUCAAGUGCUUACCAUUUUUGGCUGGUCAUGCUAGCAAAGCCAAAAUUUGCAUUUUCCAUAUUCCUUUGCUUUCCCUGCUGGCUUUAUGUCAGUUCCCAAUAGUAGCCAAGGGUGUACAUAUCCUGAUAUAUGUAUGUUAUCUCAUAGGCAUGGAACCUCAGUAACAUUUUAGGUGAAUAUUUAACAUGGUGCAUAUCAUUAUAGUUGUUUCUGUUCCAGCUUAUGGUACUUCUUGCUUUAUGUAUACGUACACUGUUUCACAACUCAAUCUUGCACUAAAAUAUAGAAACAUUUUAAAUGAAGUAAGUACACCGGAUAUACAAAAAUGGCCAGAAGCACUUAGUAAGGUGAGAAUGACCACUGCAUUUUUAAAAGGUUCAUAUAGCAAUACCAGUGAAACGUCACAGUUGGAAUCUUUGGCAUUAUUUGUUUUCUCACAGUUCAGAACCCCAUAUAGUAUCUCUAUAAAGGCCAUUGCAAAACCCACAAAAUAACAUUUCUUAGCAAAUUGUGUAUAGCUUGAAGACUAAGACCUUGUACUGAUCUUUAGCAUUCUCUCUUCAAAAUUAUGAUCUGAUGUCUUUCAGGGCUGUGGAGUCGCAGGCUGAAGGGCAAUGUUCUCCCCCAGAUUCUCUUUGGAGGCGAUACAGUGAAUUUGAAUUGUUGAGGAAUUAUUUGCUAGUUAACUACCCACAUGUUAUUGUGCCACCUUUGCCAGAAAAAAGGGUAAGAAAAUGUUGCAACUUCAUCUCAUUCUGUUUUUCCAUCUUUCUUGACGCAAUAUCCACACUAGCAUUCAUCCAGUAUUGUACUAAGCUGGUUUUUUUUUAAAGCAGCCUUUUGGGGUUGCCAGUGUGGAGUCCAUGGGAACAAUGAUACCCUUGUAAAUUUUCCCUGGCAAAACCUCUGUGCCUCCCCACCACCAUAUAUAGACAUGCUUUCUGCCCCCUUUUGUCAUGUGGUGUGGAUGGGUACUGUGUUUUAUUCUAAAAGUACAUAUGGCUAAAUGAAGAAGUUGGAAGAGCAACACUAUUUCCCACUUCCUUUUUCAGCUUUAUGUGCUUUUUAAUGCUUAGACCAGGAAUUGAACACAAAGCUUGGUAAUCUGUGGGAGUUAGGAGGGAAAGGGGAGCAGUAUGGGAAGCAGGUGAGAAAAAUGGAGAAACCAGGGGUAGCAACCAGGGGUGCCACAGGAAUCAAAGGGGGGGGGACACAUGUACAUACAUUGGAUCUAGUAAAACUGAUCCUCUUGUAUUAUUAUUUUUUACAAGUUUCUCAUCAGACCACCAUUAUAUCACACAUGAUUUCUGUUUCCAUUGACCAAGCUGUAAAAAAACAUGGAUCCAGUGCUUUUCAGUGCUGCUGUGGUGCAAAAAUGCAGAUCCACAGCACAGAUCCUCAGUUUUACUAGGAAUUCUCUCAAAAUCACCAUCAACUCAUAGGUCAGAUAUAUGACUGUAGAUGUAUUCUGUGAUUUGAUGGUGGCUUUGUUGUCAUCUAAUGUAAAAUAAUGAUAAUAAUGAUCACUCAUGCCUUGCAUCAUUAUUGUUUUAUUACUGACACCUAUUUUUAUUUUGCUGUCUACCAACAUAAACCUUAAUUUGGUGGUUUUUGGGUGGACUCCAUGUAAGAUCACGCAGUACUACUAGAUCCAGCUUUUACCCAAACCACAUGGGGGAAAAACAAGUGUUGUGUGUGUGCUUUCUCUCUUUCUGGGGCAUAUAUAUGAAUGUAAGAGAGACCUGGGUUAGUAGGGAGAGAAGCAGCCAGAAGAUGUGGUUCUCAAAGCACACACUCAACAUUCCAAAUAUACCCAGGAUCCCCAAAAAGCUGGUGACCUCAGAAGGUUGUGAAGAUAUGUUUACACAAGUAUGGGCAGUGCCUAGUGAAAUUUCAAGACGGAGGAACUGAACUGUAGCAGCAUUUUCAGUCACCAGAGCAUAAGGUUUCUGUGCCUUUGCCCCAGAAUAAAUUAUGUAAAGCAAACAUAGCUGCUUAUAUACUUAAUUCACAUAAUUUGUAGAAAUGGAAAACAUGUAAGUGUGAAGUAUACACAAUCAUGCUCUUAACACAUCCCCUUGUUUCACAGGCAGAGUUUGUUUGGCAUAAGCUAGCAGCAGAUAACAUGGAUCCAGAUUUUGUGGAAAGAAGAAGAAUUGGCUUGGAAAACUUCCUUUUGCGGGUGGCUUCACAUCCCAUUCUUUGUCAGGAGAAGAUUUUUAAUGCAUUUUUAACCAAGGUACCUUAAUUCUGUCUGCAGGAUUUUUAAAAAAACUUUCCCACCUUAAUUCUAAUUCAUGAUAAAUGCAUCAGAUUAUGUAAGAAUUGUGGGGCUGUAACUCAAUGACAGAGUGCAUGCUUUGCUUGCAAAAGGUUCUAGAUUCAAUUAGUGGCUUCUCUUUGAGUAGGAAACACCUGUGUGAAGUUCUGGAAAUCUGUUGCCAGUUAGUGUAGAGUCUACACUGACUAGAACAGAUAUUUGGGACUUCAUGCAGGACUCUUUCUCAGCCCUGCACUGUUGGCAAUACUGAGUUAAGUGGACCAGUGGUCUAAUACAGUACAAGGCAAAUAUCUGCAUUGCUCUGUCUGAGAUCCAACAACUAUAGACAUCGAAUAGAAGCCUGUUUUUUGUUUAAAGCAUGUAAUAUUACUUCUACUCAUGUUCAUGUUGUUUACUGGUUUAUUUUCCAGUCCACUUUUAGGGGAUAGAUGUUUUAUUCCCCUAGUUGCUUGGAUUUGAUCCUUCAGUUUAAUUGAAAAAUAAACAUUAGUGUAAUGCACUUCAACUCAUAAACUGAUUACUGGAUACGGUUAAUGAAAUCUGUCAGGCCUUGUUCACCUGCUGUUGGCCUCUGUUGCCUCUCUUCUGUUGUGCUGGAAAUGGCUUCUUCUGACCAUCAAGCAGAUAUCUCCUUUAGCAGCAGUACGUAAGUGAUACUACAUGGACAUACUGGAGUGCUGCUUCUGAAAGUUUCCUGGACUUUUUGGAAAGGAGAUAACUUUGUUUCAUUUCACCUUUGAUUUGUAUACCCUCUUUCUAUACUGCUCUACACAAAGCGGUUUACAAGCUGAAGAAAAUAUGCAACAAAGAUCUUAUAACAAAAAAGUCAUAAUGAAAACAUAAAUUUAAAAUAAACAACGUAUAUCAAAUAAAGUAAUAUUCAGUAAUCCAUUAGAAUGCAAUAGAAAACAAUAAAAUUAAAUAUCAGCAAAUAAAAAACAGAAAUUCACUAACAAUUAUAAUAAAUAAUUACUAAACUAUAGUCAAUUUAAAAACAGCAAGUCACGCUGCAUAAAAUGCCACAGUACAUACAAAGCCAUGUAAAAAGGAUCAAAUUGAAAACAAAGACACAUAACUUAUAAAAUUGUUGGGGUUUUUUGUUUUGUUUUUUAAAAAUACCUUAAGUCCUCGUUUCUCUUCCCAGCUGCUUCUCCUGUUCUUAAAGUCAUAGUCUGAAAACGUCUCCUAGGGUUGGAGGGUGGGACAAGUCAGGUGGGAAAAGCCAUUGCUUGAUGCCCAGCAGUGUAUUGGGCAGGAUAAUGUAACAAGAAAAAUCUACUGUAGGCUUUUGAUAGUUGAAUUUGAGUAAUGGAAGCGCCCCAUUUUCAUCUUGUUCUGUAGUAUAUCAAAUCCAUAUAAAUAGCUGUCCAGUCCUGCCUGUUGAAAGAUUUUCAGGAUUGUUUAUUGCAUUUGCCCUGUAGGCAAAGCUGAAGUGUCUCGAUGUCAUAACUGAAAAAGGAGGGCUGCUAGCCUGCUCUGUUAUUUUUCUGGUGACUGGUCUUUUCUAGCUGUUGGGAAAAGGGUGAAGUGGGAAAGAUUAACAGCCACAGAAGUAACUGGAUAGAGCAAUAGUUUUCUGUACACUACUGUGAUAUUUUUGGAAUGUGAGCAGUUGAUAAAUCUUUUAAAAUAAAAAUAUCAGAACUGGCCAUUAACUCUUCUCUUUCUGAGUGUGACUCGUUUUUUGCAUGGAGCCACCAGAGAGCCUUCAGAUUUCUGAACAGGCAUUGCUAGAAUGUGUUUUAUGAGAAUAAUGAAGGAAGUAAUACAUAUCCUGGCUCUUAUACCAGACUGGUAAAUACCCAUUUGCCUACUCAUAUGAAGAGGGUAGAAAUUGAUUCCAGGUGACAGGUAGGAAAUCAUUGUAAAUUGGAGCAGAGGUGGGUUUUUUAAACAAUUGGUAAGCAUGAGCAGAUGGGAUAAUGAAAAGUUCUGUGGGCUGGUAGCUCUUGUGGAUUUAUUUGCAAGCCUGUCUUAUAUAUGCAGAUGCCUAUUUAUUUAUAUAAACAUUUCUAUCCCGUCGUCCUAGUGCCCACUCAGGGCAACUUACUGUAGCUUAAAAACACAAUACAGUAAAAUGCUAGCACUUUUUUGUGUUGGACCAGUGGUGUUACAAAGGCAGCACUCACACAUUUAUAAUGCAUUGAAAAAUUAAAUUGAAAUUAAAGUUGAAAUGAAAUUUCCUUUUCUAGGAAGGUGGAUGGAAGGAAACGGUGAAUGAAACAGGAUUUCAGCUAAAGGUAAUUAUCUCCUUUUUAUUAUAAUAUGUGACAUUCUGUCAAAGGGUAAGCCUAAUUUGCAGAUUCAUAAUUUAAUGUGAGGGGAGCAAUAUUCAAAAUUAAUUUUUGGUAACUGAAAGUUUUGGCAUAAUAUUGUAAAGAGAUUUGAAGACUAGGAUUGUAGAGUUGGAAGGGACCACAAGGGUCAUUUAGUCCAGCCACCUGCAAUGCAGGAAUUUUUCACCUAACGUGGGGCUCAAGGCCACAACCCUGAGAUUAAUAGUCUCAACUGAGCUUUCCCAUUUCUGUUCAUAGAGGUUUUGUGACGUAAUAGCUAGGCCUCUAUACUCAAAUGUAACUUGAAAUAUUGUUGCAAUAACUGCUUCUAGUACAUUUUUAAUCACAAGUGAUACCAUAUUUUAUUCUGGUGAUAAUCUUCUGAAAUGUGUGUUUUAAAUUUAUUUAAGUGAAUAAAAUUAGUGUCUUGUGUGUUCUUCAUUAGGCAGAUUCUAGGUUAAAAGCCCUUAAUGCAACAUUCAGAGUGAAAAACCCAGACAGGUAAGUGUGUUGUGUGUGUUUUUAGUUUGUGUUGCAAUUGGGAGUUACAGUUAAUGUGUAAAUAUUUUUUAUUUGCUUACAAGGCCGCCUCCUUGUUGAUAUACACUCUGAUUUGGUUUGGUUUGGUUUAUUACAUUUCUGUGCCGUUUUUCAUUCAGAUGAAUCCCAAAGUGGCUUACAAACAAUAAGUAACAAUAAUAUGAUAGAACAUAAUAGAACAUCAUAAGUACAGGAUAAAUCAUACGGAAUAAUUAAAAAUAGCAAUAGUAUAGUAAUAGUAUAGUAGUCUAUAACAAAGCAACAACUAGAACAAGCCAAUCAUCACAAUUAAAGCAAAAGGCAUAUGAUUAACAAAUCAAUAUGGCAUUUAUAAUCUAUAAAAAAAUAUUAACAACAUUAACAAAAUAGCAAGCAAAAGAUGAACUAAGCACUGUUAAGUUCAUACACACACACUCCCCACCCCCAUGACUGGAGGGUAGGGCAAGGCAGGUGGAAAAAGCCAUUACCAAGUGGCCAAUGCAGAGUCUCUCACCACUCACAGCUGUUCCUUGGGCUGGAGAUGUCUCUCUCCCUUCACUCUUGGUUUAUUGACCCUAUCUCCAAAGAGCACCCAAUGUAAAUUUGAAAGGUGAUCCUCAUUCCCUUUCCCAAAUCCCUUGGGCUUCUUCUCUGCCCUCUCCCAACUCUUUAAAAGAGUGUUGUUGUUCUUUUUGUUUAUAUACAGAAAAUGCUCCUGCAUCGCAGUAAUAAUUUCCUACACAUGCAUCUCUCCCUUUCCUCCCUUGACAUAUGUCCACCCAAUGAUAACUGUAAGCAGAUAGGCUUUCUAAAUGUCAUAGUAUGUCAUUGAGAUGAUCACAGUAUAUCUACUAAUAAAUCCUUAUGCUUUCCCAAAGUAAAGGGGAAAACCCAGGGGUGAAAGGAAUAAUGUGGUAAUGAUGCAGCUGGAAGCCCAACUUUUGCUUUAUUGUGAAUAGAGUAUAGAGCAUGCAAAAAUAUGUAAGUGCAAGUGGUGUGCUGAUCAUUGGCCAUACUGUUUGGGGCUGACGGAGAGCUAGAGUCACAGCAGCAUUUGGAGGGCCACAGGUUCCCCACCCUUGUCCUAUCCCUACUGGGAGUAAGCCCAAUUCAAUUCCAUUGGACUUCUGAGUAUACAUGUAUAGGGUGGUGCUGUAAAGCUCUUACAAAUUUGAUAUUUUUUCAUGGGUGAUUUUGGGAGCCCCUCAUUUAUGCUGCAACUCAGUAUUCAAAUGACUUCAUGACUAGUUAAAAUGAUCUCUCACAAAUACAACCAACAAAUACAAAACAUAACUUUCCCUUCUGCUUUAUGGUUUGGUGACUGGCUAUGGUUCUAUUUCUUUCCAUGUCUUUUGCAGAGGAAGUAGACUUUGAGGAGAAGGGCUUGGGAAUUUUGACUGGUAAAAAGAUGAAAUGUUGUUGUAACUAAAAUAUUUUCAGCUAGAGUCUUUUCGAUUUAAUAAUUUGAAACUGAUUUCUAACGAGCAUUUCAAAAUAUUAGCUGUUGCUGUUGUUCUUGAACUAAGCACAGAGCUCUUUCUGUCCUAAGCAAUGACUAAGAGGGAUGAUGAAAAUGUUGUGGCCUGCUGAUGGAAAGUAAAGAAUAUCUCAGUGAUGCAUUAAUUAAACUCUUUUCUUGUAUCAUAAUCCCUCUCUUUCCCUCACAGUCACUCACAGUUUAAAACAAAAUUUGCCAAGCUCAAAGCGUUUAGUUAGUUUCCUAUACAACUCCAGCAGCUACUUUCCAAAAAGCAAAUGCAGAACACGGCAACAUAUUGCAUGAUGAAAUUAGUGUCUCUGCUUGUGUUGGCUGAACCAUGUGCUGAUAAAGGCAGUGCUCUCUAAUUCCCUUCAAUUCCCUAGACCACUUUUACAUUUAUUUCAGCCAUGCUUGCUUACUCUUUUUCAGUCCUCUUUGUCCCCUGUUGCUAUAAGAAUGGGAAAUUGGACUGUAGUUAGUCCUUUCCCUUAUAUUUCAAAUGCUGGCAAAAACCCAAAAUCAACAAACUCCAACUGAGGGGAGAAUUCUCUCAUUUUUCUGAUAUAUUAAUCUUGCACGUGGUUAACAGUAAUGGUAGCUAUUUUCAGGCAAUGAGAAUCAUUUGUUUAGUGUGGAGACAGAUGUGGAAUUGUUUUAGAACAGUAGGGCUAGCUAUACAGUAUUUUCACUGAGUUCCGUACAAACAUACAGUGUUCUUUCAUGGGCAUGUAGCUGAAAGCUGGUACUAGAUAGCACCUGUGACAUCAACCACACACUCCUUCCUCCCCCAUCCCAUACCCAAAAGUCACAAAGUCUAUGCCUUUGCUAAAGUUCGGGCCUUGUCAUGUUCCUGAUGAUGGGGACUACCUCUCAUCCUUUAUUUUUGGCAACUUUUCCCAUAGCAGUGUGGCCUCCGGCUUUAGAUUGGAACAGGGAGUUGCUGGUCUGUGUUGGAUGUGCCCCGAGACUUCUGCACUUAACCCUCUGUGUCUCUUCUUCUCCCCUCUCCUGCUGCAGUUGGCUUUGAAAAAAGUUUUCUGUUGAAUACUUUUUUCAAGCCUAAUUGCAGUGUAGGUUGGGUAGAAUCUUGACAGGUUGUGCAGCUGAAGAAAGCACUGCUGUGAUAGAUAACAUUUCCUGUGGUUCCUGAAACCUUUGGAUUCUGUUGGAGCGUGCUGUGGCAGUAUUUACAGAUGCACUGUAAGCCCUUCCUUGCCAUAGCUGAGUAAGUUGAGGGAAGGGAUGAAAUCAGUAGUAGCAAGAGUCAAAACAAGCCCAUGUCGAACUGAGUCUAAAUUUUGAAGGACUCUGCACUCAUGAAUGUGUGCUAGCAAAAAUAAAUUUUGAGACUUCUUUUUUGAGAGUUCCAGCAACACUACUUCUGACUGCUCUUAAAUUCUUACAUCUGCCUGCACCCUUAAAAUACUCAUUUUGCUGAGACGCAGUUGCACUUUGAAAACAGCUAACUUGCCCAAGCUAACUAUCUUUCAGCAAUUUUUAUUAACUGUGUUUGCUCCAAGAAGCAUUCCACAGUCAGCACUACUUGGGGAAGAGUCUGAUCCCCCCCCCUUUCUUAAUGUGGUCAUUAUCUACAGAACCAUACCAAAAGCACUUCUGAAAAAGGGUUUAAGAAGGGCCAAUUUUUUUCUGUUGAUAGCUGAUUUUUAUGUUUCUGUAUUUUUUAACUGAAUUCACCAUGUUGUGAAUGUGUAGCCCUUGCUUUGCACUGGUAGCUUAAGUCAGUGUAUUGUUUUCCAUCUGUCUCAAACUGCUGAGGUUUGUGCUUGAAAUGUAAUAUUGCGCCUAAAUGAGGGUACUACAUUUCAUUCCAGCAUCUCUUUGUCCAAAUAAAUUGUUUUACAAGCUGACCAAAUGGAAUACUGAACAGGCUAGUAGUUAAACCCAAGGCCUCGUUUUGCUCUUCCUUGCAUUAAUAAAAGUUCUGCCAAAUCCUUACUUUAGCUGAUGGCUGCUACUUCAGGAAGCUAGAGAUAAUUCUACUUAAACAAGUCAAUCUUUUCCUUAAACUGUUCCAUUCUGAAGCUGUCAUACAGUUUAUGGCAGUUUGUGUUCCUGAUUGCUAAUGAUCUGCUAUCUGUUUUUGCAUUCCCAGGAGAUUUACAGAACUUAAACACUACAGUGAUGAGCUGCAGUCUGUCAUAUCACACCUUCUGAGAGUCAGAGCUGUAAGUGUUUCCUCCUUGGAUUCUAAUGGAGAGUAACAUUUAUCAACAUUGGUUAAAGUACAAUAAAAGAAUCCAUCUAUCCCUUGUUGAUGUGCAGCUGAUUUGAUUGUAGUGCUGGGUUUUGGAAGUGGCCAUUUAUUUUUCUAAAAAAUGUGCCUUUGUUUUGUGUCCCAGAAUUCAAGAAAUAGCAAGAGGUUGGAAGAACAAACACAUUUUUAAGUGUGGUUCUCUGAUGUGAGGGGUAAAAAAAACCAGGAACAAUUUCACAAAUUAAAAAAAUGGUGCUCAAAAAUAGGACGCCCCUUGGGAGGUGUGGCUAGUCAAAUACUUCUUUUUGUGUUUCCCAGUUAGAUUAUUAUGGGUCCCACCCCAGCACCCCACAUAUCCAUUGUACUGUGUAUAGUGGUCAACCUCUUAGAUUUGCUUUGAUCCCUCCCAUAAGAACAUCAGACUGUGCUGUGAGCGCAUGUGCCCAUUUUUCUUCUUUAGCUUGUUGUGGGGCUGGGGAGAAGAUUUAUUUCAGAAUAAACCUCUGCCUUGUGUUUGGGGGUGAUGUAAGGAAUUGUUUGGUCCCAUAAGAAUAUCCAUUGGUUUAAGUGUAGGGUCUGAUAUCAUGGGUCUGAAAAAUUAAAUAUACAAUUGCUGACCUACUUAAGGCAGUAACUAAUAAAGCAAUUCUGUUAGCACAAGGACUUCUGGUUGUGCAACAGAACUUCCCCUCCUAUCCCGAUUGCCCCUUAAUCUGUUUUCAGGUUUCCCUCAACCCUCCAGAGCAAAUUUGGGAAGGGUGCUAACAGUACUACUUGGUUGUAUUCUGCCCAUAGUCUCCAUGUUGUCUGUUUCUGUCUUAGGCUGUUUAUUAGGGACUAGUAAGGAGCUGAUAUAAUUCUGUUAUUCCAGAAAGCUCAGUUUGUCUUGAAAGUGAGCCAGACUUCAGUGCUGGGCAUAUUGUCAAAAAUUACAAUUAAGGCUGGCAAAAAACUCACACCUGAUACAUUACAGAAGAGUCAGCAACUAUUUUGCAAAUGCCAUCAUAUCCCGUCCUGAUAUCCUUACAUUUGGAGGCCGUUGACCAUUUGGAUAACAUUGUAAUUCAUUUUUUAAAAAAAAUUGACAAGAUUUUCUAUUAAUGGUGUCUUAAACCAAACAAAGCAGGCAUGAUGUAAAAGAAUAUAGUUUGGUGGAUCAUGAUGGGAUUGGAACAAUGAAGAGAAAGCAAUUCAAAUAAGCAUUUUCUUGUUUGGGUAGAGACCAACAAGAGAAGAGAAAAUAAAAUUCUUGCCCCCUGGUAUUUUAUUAAUGUAAUUCAGGCUAGCAUUCCAGAAGUAAAAAGUGGAAUAGAGUUUUGUUAAUGUGGAUAUCUUAUAUGGCACACUUUUCCUAGAACACUUCAAUUAAAUAAUGUCUGGAAAAACUGACCACUGCUUGCUUGCUUUAGAGAGUGGCAGAUCGGCUGUAUGGUGUGUACAAAGUCCAUGGGAAUUAUGGAAGAGUUUUCAGGUAAGAUAUGAAAGCAAUUUACCCCUUGAUUGAGUGAGAUUUUAUUCCCACAUCUCCAUUUCAUAUUGGACAAAAUCAGCUAUAAAAAACAAAACUAUAAAACAACUUUUUAAAACAGGAAAGCAGUAGAUAAACAGUCAAGAGGUGGUGAGGGGAGACAGACAGUGAAGUUUUUAGCUGGUAUCAGAAUAAAAGUUGGGGCGGGGAAAUGGAGCUCCUGUCGUUGGGAGAUUCACAUCCUAAGCAUCUUCACACCACAGAAGGCUCCUUUCUCACAUGAAACCUGUUGGAGGGAAGGGACUAGUGGGUGCUUCGCUUCCAGGGCUAAUAGAAGCUUGGCCAAAGGUGGAGUGGGGGCGUUGUUCAUGCUGUGGUCUCAGUCCUGAUCAGGUUUUCUCCCUGUGACUGUUAACACCACUUAAACAGCUUGUAAUAUAACAUCAAUGUGUUUAGUAUCGCAUGCAAUUUAGUCUUUAAAAACUCUGUGUUUUGCUCUUGUCAGUAAAUGUUGCCGAAAAGCAUCUCUAACACCUUUUUAAUCGAGUUCAACAAAAUACGUUGCUACUUCCAAUCCAAGGGUACAAACUACAGACUGGGCUAGAGCUGAAGUCUCAGGAAUCAAAAGAAAAAGUUUCAUGACUGCAGAAGGCUAAGAACCACUGCUACUUGAGUGUCUUUUGUUGCCUCCCAGCUAUCAAGAAAAGGGAAGCAAGAGGUAGCUUAUUAGCAGAUCCCCUUUGCAGUACUUUGCCUGUACCUUAUUCUGUGCAAAGCCUGGGAGAAAGUCCAGCCACACUGUGACAUCAUGAAACGUGACUAGAGAGCAUGAACCUUUUGAUCACAUUGCAUGUGACUUAAAUGACAGGUGACUUUUUAGUGCCGUAAGAAACCAACCACCAUCAUGAUAAUUUCCAAGAUGAUCUAUAUUUAGUUGUUUCAAGAGCUGACUGAAGCAAUAAGCUUUUGUGAUUUGUAUGCCUGAUUGUGAACUUAACUUGGCCAUCUUACUGGAAAAUUAAAGAAUCUGAUUCUCCUUUUUGUGUUCUGCAGCUGGCACAUUUAAUCCACUAGGCUAAUUGAUUGCAGAUGUGCAUCUCUGAUUUUAGAACUCUAAACUGUAUCAGUAGUACUCCUGUAAUUAUGCUAGAUAGAACACAAGAUGAACUGCACGUUAGUUUUUGGAGUGCUUGGUUUCUUUGCAAGAUUUCUGUAGGUUUUCAGUAAUCUUACUAAAAAUGUUAUUGAGAUUUUAGCAUAAAACAACAUACCAAAAUAAUAUAAGACGUUAAGAAAAUAUUACUGAAACUCAUGGACAGUAGACACAAUGUUGCCAAAAAAUAACAGACUAUAUUUGGUGAAGGGUUGAUUUAGUAGAGCUGAAAGGCAAGUGCCAUCUUUGUUUUAAAAUCCUGCUAUGGAUCUGCUGAUAACAAAUAGACACAAUCAAACUCCAUCAAAGUAUGUUUCAGGCUAUGGAUGAGAAAAUAUUUCUUUUUAAAAUUAAAGCUUUAUUCAGUAGGAAAUUUAGUAAUAAUAUAAAGGUGAGAAAGAGUGCUUCUCCCCCAACUUUUGGGAAGUCAUUUGUUUUUAAGUGUAGUAAAAUGACGUGGUGAUGCUUUCCAGUUUUAAAUGUUCAAACAAGCUUCUUUUGGGGGCCUUAAACUGUUGGGAGUUCUUAAAAGUCAUAUUUUACAUGUGGUGUUUAAGAUAGGAUAGCAUAUCUUAUAACAGACUUUCAAAUUUUGCAUUCAGAACUACUGCUUGCUCGGAGGAAGUACAGCAGUUUAGCCAAGUAUAACUUGGAGGUUUCUCCACAUAGAUACCACCUGGGGAGAGACUACAUACAGGAUGCAGCUUAUUAACUUUCUCACCCUUCAUGUGUUAUGUUGUUUCUUAUUUAAAGGUUUUUUUUCCUUUUCUUUUUUGUCUCUAGUGAAUGGAGUGCAAUAGAGAAGGAGAUGGGGGAUGGGCUGCAGAGUGCUGGCCAUCACAUGGAUGUGUAAGUAUUGACUAUCUGAGAGUUGAUGGAAUCCAGAUGGACACAUUAAGAAGGGGUGCAUGUGUAGGAAAAUGUAGUUUUGAGAAGAUGGUGUGUUUUGAAAAAUAGCACUGUAGGCUGUUCAGUAUUUCAUUGGCUUUAGCUUUGGACUGCUUCAGAAUCUGUUGCAUUAAGUAGCCCAAGGAAUCCCUGGUGACUUAAAAAGGAUUUCUUUUUAUUAUUAUUUUGAAACUAUAGAAGAAGUUGGAAACGCUUCCAGAGUUUCCUUUAAGCUACUAUGCCAGAAACUGGUAGAAUGAAACCUGAUGUUCUCCAUUUGUUUGACAGCAGUAGCUGUUCCAUAGAUACUAUAUAACUUUAUGGGUUUGUUUUUUUAAAAGUCAUAUCUAUUUAUUGCCUGAAUUUUUAAAUGGGUUCUGUAGGAUAUUUAAAAUCUGAGGAAUUUUCAGUUAUCCUAAUAUGUUGCAGUUUAAAGCCCUACUUGACUCAGGCCCCAGGUAUCUGAAAGACUGCCUCUUUCCCUACAGAUUUGGGUGAUGAGAUUGGCAGAGGGUGCCCUCUUGGUAGUUCCUCCAUCCUCAGUGGCUGGAGACCUGUGAGAGAGCAUUCUUUGUGGUAGCCCCUGAGCUGUGGAACUCCCUCCCAACAGUGGUGUGUCUGGCACCUUCACUGUACAUCUUCCAAUGAAUGUUCUUUACCUUGACCGUUGAUAUCUGACGUGUAUAUUGUCAUAAAUUAUACAUCUAUUUUUAGGACCCACCUUUUUGUGAUUGAAAGUUGUUUUUAACUGUUUAAAUAUUGUGUUUCAAUGGUGUAACUCACCUGGGAUCUUAUGGUGGACUUAGGGAUCAUAAUGUAAAAUCAUCAUCAUCAUCAUCAUGAACAACAACAUCAUUUAGGCAGAGCUAUCAACGUGUUUAUUUUGCAUUGAUCAGUACGGGAAGGUAAAACUUGAAGCUUAUUCUCUCUCAUUAUGAAGCCAGUGGGACUUAAAAUGGUGUAACUCUGCUUAAGCAGACAGCAGGGGCUUUGACCAUAAUGGUGAUGGAAGGGGUUGGGGGCUGCGAGCUGCUUUUCUCUCUGGCUGUCUUUGCAUCUGUAAUGCCUGGAGUGACAGUUGAGGCUCUCAGGAAGCCAGAGCCUGCUUAUCAAAGUUAGCUGAUCCUCCAUCUCAAGGAUUAUAGUUUCAAGAAGCAUUCUUUUAAGCAUUCUUUUAAGUGUCUUCAACAUUUUGCAUCCUGGAAAGCACUGGAGAAGCUUUUUCAAAUUGGCAGAACACCACCCCCUUUCUGGCUGUACUGCAACAUUUCUUAAAGUUAUUUGGUAUAAUAGUAUUUGAUCAGUAGGUGAGCACCAAAAUUCUUCUGCUUUAUUGGCUACCUAACAUAAUGUAAUAGUUGUCUUGUAAAAUUCAGUUCGUAUCUUUUAUUUCAUAUUUUUAGUUGCCUGUUUGACUAAAGAGUGACAGUCAACUACUCUAACCUAUUUUAUUGGGUUUCCCUCCCUUGCAAUAAAACUGCUUUCUUUUUAGCAGGAAAUAUGUUACUAAUAUAAGAUUUAUCAAUUUAUCGUAGCAAUGGCUUGGAAGGCUUUUAAGGAGCAUUUCUCACAAGUUCCUUUUCAAUAUAUUUUGUUGUUGUGAGAAAUAUGUCUCUUGACUAGUACAUAAUUAUUUUACAACACUGAUGAAGUUUCAGGGGCUCUUUUAUCUGUUAUGCUCUCUUUUGGUAGGUAUGCAGCUUCAAUUGAUGAUAUACUAGAAGAGGAAGAACAUUAUGCAGACCAGCUGAAAGAAUAUCUCUUCUAUGCAGAAGCUCUUCGGUAAGCAUAUUAGCAUAAUUUCUAUGAUGAUUCUAGUUAUGUUUAAAGCAUUGCAGUUGAGCACAUUUGUAAACAGUUUACAAACGUAAAAGAUUAUUGUGCAGGAAAUUCUGGAACAAGUUGCUUUCUCAGCCUUUUCUCCAGAUCUGUUUGUGAUAGGGAAAUAAUGGGGCUCACAUAAAAGUGGUUGUAUGGGAUGUGACAGAGGUGCAUAUGGCUGUAAAAGUGAGUUGAAAGCAACAUUGAGAGAACAGUUCUCCCUAGCAUGUAAAUUGGAUCAGUAAUGCAUUAAUAAUGAUGAUGGGAUUAUUAAAAUUCAGGCUAGAUGUUGGUUAGGAUGUGUAUUAAAAAUCUGAUUUAAACAGUUGCACAUGAAUCUCUUUUAUUGAAUUAUUUUUAGAGCUGUUUGCAGGAAGCAUGAACUUCUUCAGUAUGAAUUGGAAAUGGCUGCUCAGGAUCUGACAUCGAAGAAGCAGCAAUGUGAGGAAUUGGCGACGGGAGUAAGCCUGGUUUCAUUUUUUUUCCACUUUCCUUUCCAAAAUCUAGAAUUGGAGAAAGCCAGGUUCUUACACUAAAUGGCAUUAAUGUAUUGCUUGCUGACAGGAGACUUGUGAAGGGUCUUACUCAAGUUGUAGAUCUUAGUAAUUUAUUUCACAGCGAUUUAUGCUGUUCAUGCAAAACUUCUGUGUGGAAAAUGUAUGUGUUGACCACAAGGGUGUGUUACAUGCUGCUCGAUAAAGUGCAGUUUUUGAACUUAGAGGGAGGCAGGAGAGAGAGGGAGAAACUUUUUACUUUCAGACAUUUUAAAAUAUUAUCGAACAACUUCCCUUGUUCAGUGGACUGGGAGGCACCCAGUGAAUUUGGAUAAACAGGAGUGUUCUGUGUACUUGGUGGUAUUGACAUCGCCAUAGUUUAUCUCAUUAGCAAGAUUUUGAGAAUGCACAGUACUGCAUUCAGAAUACUAUUAUGGAUAGCUCUAUUUGUCUAACAGCAUAUAUGUUUGUGGUGAUUGUGAGAAUGGAGUUGAUCAUUUGAGUAAGUCAAAGGGGCAUGAAGCUGUUUGUUUGGAAUUUAAUCACAUUUUAAAAAAACUGUUAUGGAAGGGAUGCGUGUCGGGGAGGAAUAGAAAGGAAGAUAUAAGCCAUGGGAAAUAUUACAUUUAUUGUAAAUCAUAAGUAUGUAUGAUAUAAUCUCCUUUUAAUUACUAGUUUUUAUCCCUUACCUGUUUUAAGUCUUAUGUAUUCAGUUUAUCCAUAUGUUUUAUCAUAUGCUGGUCUGUGACCAAAAUAAAGUUUGAUACUGGUACUCCAUGACCCUACCAGGAAUAGAGCAGUGUGUAAAAAAAUAAAACACUAAGACUGAAAUCUUGCAUAUGGUUACUUAAAUCUUUCUGAAACAAAUGGAGUAGCUUAACUCCCUUUUAACCUAAACAUUCAGCUAUAAACAUGGACUACUGAAAGAGGAGUACUUAUAAUCAAAAUUCAGUAAUAGUUUUUUUAGAGUUGGAGCCACUGUUUCAUUGGUUCAUUUCACAGAAUCCUCUGAACCAUUAUUUGGAGGACUGGGGACUUGCUCUAUGCUUCUCUUUCUUUCCCUGUUUCUCAUCUUUAUUUCUGCUUAACGUUAGUUUGCCAAGCUAGCCUAAUUCGUCCAACUAUAGUUGCUCAGAAAUGGAGCAGGCAGUUGGCUCCAGGGAUGGGAAUGUGUAAGCCGGAAGUAUAUUCUUGGUCUGAGUUGUACCAUGCUGCAUUAAGUAAAGAUAAAUAGUUAAAAAUAAAUAAAUCUUGAUUUAGGUUUAACAGUCUGUCUCUUUUAGACAGUGUGAGAUCCAACAUGGUGUCAUUGUUACGAGUGUCUGACUUGAAUGAGGGAGGUUCUAAUUCCCCCUUGGCUGUGAAGAGCACUAGGUGUCCUUGGGGGCAGUCAGCCUAAACUGCUUCACAGGGUGGCUGUGAGGAAAUCAGGGUUUGGAAGAACCAAAUUUGUCACUGAGCUCUUUGAAAGACAGCUGGGAUAAAAAUAGAAUACAUUUUAUACGCAGCUUAAUAUUUUGAAAUUAUGUGUGCCAUAUAAGCUUUCCUUAUCCAUGUAUUUGGACACCUUCCCCUCCAGAAAAGCAAAUUUCCUAGAAUACAUGUUUACUGUUUUCAGACUGUAAGAACAUUCUCCUUGAAGGGAAUGACCAGCAAGCUGUUUGGCCAGGAAACCCCAGAACAAAGAGAAGCAAAGAUAAAAGUGCUCGAAGAACAGAUACGUGAUGGAGAGGAGCAGCUCAAAGCAAAGAAUUUAGAAAGCCGGUAACUGUUGAUUAUGUUUAAAGAAAAUGUAGAUGUGAAAAUCAUAUUUGUGCAAGCUGACAGUAUGCUGCAAGCAUCUGACUAUCUUUGGAAACUUUGGUUAUCUGUUAAAUGCUAAAUACGAGGGAAGCAGCUAUCUGGGAUCUGUCACACAACUUUUAUAUAUUUCUGGUGUUUAUGAGUUUUUGCAAAAUCUUUCACUUGCAAAAAGAACAUAUUCAGUAUUAGUCAGAGUAGCCCUAUUGAAUAGUAUGACUUUCAUUGGCUAUCACUCCAUAUUCUUAGCUACUGCUCGUGAGAGAAAGCUGAACACUUUCAAAGCAUGUUUCAUGGUUUAUUGUGUGUGUUCUAUUAAGAUAGUAAUACGUUUAGCAGGCUGGCUUCUCUGUCACAGAGCAGAAUACAAACAUAAUGCUUCUUCACACUGAGAAAACUUGGUAACUAAAAAAAUCCCUUUGAGAUUUUAUAGAAAGCAUAGGUAGCUUCCAAUUAAGGUUAGAUUUAUCAGCAGGCUACUUGUGAACAAACAGAAUGAUCUUUUGCUAGGAACAAAAGUCUUAGGAAAUAAGUGCUGACAUUUCCAAAACCAGUGUAUUUGUUGCAGAGGAAAACAGCUUUUACGAUUUCCUGUGUAAGGAUUGCAGCUAAGAAGAUCAAUAUGCUCUGUGUUAUCUGUACAUCUUGGUUUAAAAAAACAAAAAUUCUGCACCUAGGGAAAUCAGGCUUCAUGCCAAGAGUAGUGGAUUUCUCUGUGACCUGCAUGAAUUAUGUAAAUUUUGUCUAUUUGCAUAGGUAGCAAGUUCUUAGCAGAAUUCUCCCCAUCUUUAUUAUUGUGCAUAAUUCUGGCUUUGUUAGCCAUGAGACGAGGCAAGGAACUGUAUAGGACACUGAAGGCCCCCUCCUUCAGCAGUCCCUCUGGCUUUGAAAGCUUCAGCAGAUGUUUCCCAGACACUUCCAAACAGAUCUUUGCAAUCACAAGCAAAUUUUGCUUUUAAAAAUGAAAGCUGAGAUUCUCAGGAAGCUGGGAGUUCUGCUCUCCCACAGAAUUGCAGCAUACACAUGACCCUGAAUAAUCUAUUCCAUUUAAUGAAGGGCAAGUUUGUAUUUUACUUUUGCCAUGCAAAUUAAUAGAUGCUGUUCAGGUCUGUGGGGAACAUGGUUUGGGGUUGGAUUCAGAGAGUAGGCUCAUGCUCACGGAAUAUUCAUCACAGAAGGGAGGGUGCUUCUCAUCAGUUUUUCCCUCCCGCUGCAACUUAUUGUGCCCCUGAAAAUCUUCUGUGGAGGAUUGGAAAACUCUUCAGAACAGAAGGGAAGAUGCAGGGAGAAUUGACAAAAAUUGCCUCCUCUUCCAUCCCCACACACCUUGUUCAUUUCACAGAACUGUCAGUUUGGAUUGCAACCCCUUUCCCUGAAUGGAAAGUUGUGUCUGAGAGCCUCAUAAGGCUGGAAAAGGUGCAGAAAAUGACAACUAACGUAAUCGAAAAGCUGGAGCAAUCUGUUACAAGGAAAGUUUGCAGUGUUGCGAAGUAUAAAAUUAUGCAUGGUGUGAAGAAAGUGGAUGGAGAGAAGUGUUUCUCCGUCUAUCACAAUAUUAGAACCUGGGCUGAUUCAGUGAAGCUGAAUAGUGGAAGGCUCAGGACAAACAAAAUGAGGUUUUUCACACAGCACAUAAUUAAACUGGAAUUCACUACUGGAAGAUGUAGUGAUGAGACCAACUGGAAUGCUUUUAAAAGGGGAUUAAAAUGAUGGCUGUUUAUUAUUUCCAGUAUCAGAGGCAGUGUGCUUCAGAGCCCCGGUUGCUGGGGAGCAUGAGCCGGGGAGUGCUAUUGCAGGCAUGUUCUGCUUGUGGGCUUUUCAUAGCCAUUUAAAUGUGUGCACACUGUGGGAACAGAAUGCUACUCUAUGUAGUCCUUUCGACUGAUCAGUAGACUUCCAAGGUCCUUGACACAGUUCAUCUGGAAAAAGGUCUGACAAUGAAAAUCUGUCAGGUCAUAAGAAGUAGAAGAGGGGGACAGGUUUUGUUUCCACCACAAUGGAGUGUAUUAUUGCAGCCCCUUUUCUUUCUUGCAUAGGAUGAAUGUCUACCAUUCAUUUCUAUUCAAGAAUGCAAAGCUGAUACAGUUAAAACAUGUAAGUAUUGCCUCCAAGCUUUGGGGUCUUGGUUGGAUGAUACCUUUUUGAUCCACUGAACAGUUUUGAGUGUUUGGAUGAACAGUCAUUGGUUAUAGAUCGAUAAUGACUGUUAUGCAUACUUGCUGUUCAUAAAAUGUUUAGAGACAUUGACGCUUUGUGUCAAAAUGAUUGGGAAAUGCAAUCUGGUCACUGAAAAAGGCACCAAGUUUUCAGUUUAGAAAUAAAAUACUUAAAAUGUUAACUCCCAUCAGCUGGCCAGUAAAACUAUUCCAAACUUUCCAAAGAACAAACAGUGCAGAAUACACAAGAGGGAACUCCUGGAGACCACCUUGCUUAUUUCCUUCCUUCCCCGACCCCCUUACCCAUAUUUGUAUAUUUAGACACCAAGUUGUAUUUUAAUCCCCAAGGCUGCUUAGGAAAUAGUUUCCACAUUCCAGAAUCCACAGCAAUAAAAUACUUCCGUGAAAGGUUAAAAUUCCAAGUAGCAAGCUGUCCGGAUCUCCAUCUGAGCCUCGAGCAGUAAAAGAAGCAUGAGGGGGGAAAAUGCAUUAAUUACAUGUAGUCAUGUGGCACCAAAAUUUUAAUCCAGUAUUUUAAUCCAAAAAUUUAAUCCUGUAUAUAAAACUGAUCCCAGUUGAGCUAAUUGGAGAAUCUGGAUUGAUAAUUAAUGACACAUUAAAUUGAUAAAUGCACAACUGCAAUUAGUGAGCAAAGAUGAGAGAAGGAAUCCUGAAAAAAUACUGAAAAUCACAACCUUUCUUGAAUAUGUCCCCUUCUCAUGAGCAGCUACAGUUGCUUCUCACAUUGAGUAGGAUGGCGGCAAUUGUUCAUCCAGUAAAUAACAGGAUUGAUAGUUUGGGCUUACAUGAUGCAGGCAAUUUUUGCAGUAAUUUGUUUUCCAUUUAUUGCAGUGACUUUAUGAAAAGUGCCUGGACUGAUAUUGAACGCUUCAAAGAGCAAAAGAACCAUGACUUGAAAGAGGCCCUGAUAAGUUAUGCUGUAAUGCAGAUCAGCAUGUGCAAAAAGGUAAGUCUGUUGGACUAAUGUUUUAAACUUGGGAAGCACAGUAUGAAGAUUUAAUACAUGUUUCUGCCCUCAGGAAGGGAAGCCUCAGGAUACUCCUCUCUGCAUUACUCAGUAGCCUGCUUCCAAAGCCCUAUUCGGUUAUGCUCUGGGGAUAGGAACAUUCUGUUUGUGCUUAAGCAUAGAGCAUGCAUGAAUCCUGAAUCCUGAUGAAUGUAAGAUUUGUGCUCCUCCAUCAUGUGUAAAAUUCCCAGGAUUUUUAAGUGGAAAUGGAUGCAUGGAUUUGGGUAGUUGAUUCUAUCCAACUGUCAGUUUGAAAGCUCGCUUCAAAACCAGCAUUUUCUUUGUUGUUUUUUUUCCUAUUUCUUAUGAAGGGAAUUCAAGUUUGGACAAAUGCAAAAGAAUGUUUCAGCAAGAUGUGAUGUAUGGAACUCAGUCCUUCGUGGCAAAUUGCCAGAUAACAGAAGCACAAGUGCAUGAACAUGGAUACUAAGUUGCUACAUUAUUAAACCAUGGAAUUGGUGUAUUUGUGAAACUAGGGCACAAAGAAUUGGUCUCUGUUCCUUGAUGGCCACCUUGUGGCUUCUUUUGCAUGCAGUAGCAAAUUGAACAUUGUAGUUCUCUCUUGAGGUAAGGCUAUAAGGAGGAUCCAAGUUGGCUCCAAUGAUUACAUAAACAUACUAGGCUCUUGAACCACCAAUCUUUGCACUAUGUAAAUCAUUUCCAGGUACCCCUUCUUCAUAUGUUGCUGUUUCACAAUUGUAAUGCUAUAAGAUAUGCUGAUGUUUUGCCCAUUAUUAUUUUUUUGUCAUGGCACAAAAUUAUGUUUUCAAAGUUUAACCACCAUUUGUAACAUAACACAUGCAUUAUACAUAUCUGAAGAAACGUUUUCUCAAAAACUUAGCUUAAUCUUUAUAUCAAAUUUUUAAACGGUGGGGGUGCUCCAUACAGUACAAUGUGGUGUUUCUGUGCUUGAAUUUAAACCAAUAGAAAUCUAUUAUAGAAUUUCUCUAAUUGCCAGCACAUGAUUGAACAAUUAGCACUGAAUAGUUACUGUUACUGACCUCAGUAAAAAUGCUUAACACCAGCUUUAAAUUUACUCAGCAUCAUCCAUUAGGUUAAAAGUAUUUGGUUCUGCAUCAAUGUGUCUUUUUAAGAUUAUGCCGAACAUAAAAUUAUUUCCCUUGUUGAAUAGUAACAGCGUUCCACCCCACCUGGAAGAACACUAUUAAUCUGAAUUGCUUUUGCUUACACUUGUAGCAACAUAAAUGUGAAUUGCAUUUAUAUGUAUAUGCAUCUGUUUUGUUUACUGCACUCAUUUUGUCCAGAUUUUUUUUUUUUGAAAGGGAAAUGAAUAGAAUGAAUUGUUUGGUGUCUUCUCUGGUACAGUGUGUUCAAAAGCAAGGUUGCUCUUGCUCGCUCUGAAUCUUAAAAUGCAAGACACUAAUUCCCAGCUGUAGGAAAGAUCUAAUGCACAUUUGCUCUUCUGCAUAGGAGUCUUUAAAAUGUCACUUGAGUAAAUGUGGAAUCAUGCCAGACAUAAUUGUAGCAAAGCUUCUGAGAUUAAUAGUAUUCAUUUGUCAAGUAUGCAUUUAAUUAUUUCGGAUGAUAACACUGUAUUAGUUUACAUAUUACAAAAAGAACUUAAUCUGUUUAUUUCCCCCAAAUCAGAUCUUGUUUCUUGCUGCAGUUAUAAAACCAGGUUUCCAGAGUAAAAUGUUUUCAGCUAAAUUGAUGUAAUUUUUGAUGUGUGGUUUUAAAGGUUAACAACUUAUUUUAAGAAUGGUUUCAUCUUUAUUGUUUAAGUGGAAAAUUCAUCCACCUUAAGAUGAAUAUAUCUAUUGCCAAUCAUUCCAUUUCAAAGAACUGUAGAAUCUGGGUCCUAAAACUGAGUAAAAACUUGUACAUUCCAAAAAACAAUAAGCAGCUACAAAGUUAGAUUUUUCUAGUAAACUUCCUAGAGUAGUCGUGCCUUAAUUUAAUACCACUAGGCACUUGGAGUCAAUAUUUUCCAUGCACUUGAUCUUCCUAGUGCCUUCCCCUAUCCCGCUCCUCUAUUUCAUAAGCUGUAUAACUUAAAUGUAUUAGUAUGCCUUUUUCUUGCUAACUGUAUUAAAUCUGAGAAGGGAUCAAAAGGUUGUUGUAUGCUUUGUGCCAAAUGCUAAAUAAAACUACACUUUAUUAUUUUUUGUAUUUUUUGCACUUAUUUUGAAUUGUCCAAUUAUUAAAAUGGUUGUAUCCU